Zootermopsis nevadensis is the source of this 1285-nucleotide messenger RNA. RefSeq lists its product as uncharacterized. The record is from RefSeq and is a predicted model, not a curated record. Lineage: Eukaryota; Metazoa; Arthropoda; Insecta; Blattodea; Termopsidae.
UCGCUUUCGUAUCUCGUCGACCUUUGCGUCAAGAUCACGCAGAUUUGUGGAGGAAAGUCUGGAUUAUAAAUGUUCACAGCAGCCCGAGCGCCGUUGUCACAAAACGACUGACGUGCGUGUGAAGAGCUCAUGUUUCAGCUAUGAAGCUAUUUACAGUUCUGUUUUGUAUCGGCGUUGUCUUGGCAGAUCGUGCCUCAACUUAUAAAAUCAGUGCUCGAGACGUGGAAGGUGGGUCCACAGGCAAGCUUCAGGAGGUACAAUUUGGCGAUGUGGCGCAAGAACGCAGUCCCAUGUCACGACUGUUUAUUGCGACUUUAAGUAAAGGUUCGGAGCACACACAAGAAGCAGAAUUGCCUGUCAAAGAGGUUAGGGCUGUAGCUGGGAGUGAUCAAACUUCAAAAGGAGACCCGCGUUCAAAAAGAUCACCCCACAGACGUUUCAAAGGAUGCUUCUCGUGUGGGCAUGGCGGUGGUGGUUACUACGUACAGCCGUAUUAUCCCAAACCAGUUUACGUUGAAACGUACUACAUCAAACCUGUUGCAUAUGUACAGCCGGUCUAUCAGAAGCCAGUUUAUUCCUAUCCACAGUACAGUUCAGGCUGUUCAACUUGUGGAGGCGAUUCUGGCUCAUUCUCCUACAGCCAGAGUUCAGCCUCUAGUUCGAGCUACAGCUAUGGCUACGGAAAGAAAUAAGGCAGAUGACCACUGCAGUUGAAAGAGUGGACUGUGUUUUUCUGGGUUGUGACGCCAAAUAUUGUUGAUUACUAAAUUUUUCGAGUAUUAUACUGCCUUUGUCUCAAUCCACCCUGAAGACAGAGGAAGCACAUUCAUCUGAAACACUGAUAACUGCCAGCAAGACUAAAUAGUAUCACAAUCGAGACUACGGUCCACUGCUACAGAUGCCUGCAACUGGGACUCCAGAUUUGUGCAGAUGGAAAAUCCCUUAGGUCCUUUCACGCAUUAGCGCUGUGGGAUGAUGACUCGCUGAACAUAUUAGAUGACAAAAAUAUUUUAAACAAAUGUAAAAUUGUUUUGUCUUCCAAUUUUACCUUUCAACUUGUGGCAGAAAUGAAUACUAAAAAUUACAAUCAGACAAACGACCCUUGACAUAUCUCGACCCUCACAACUUGGGUGGGUCAGAAGCACAUUAAACGGCGAUGCAAAUACGUUUACUUAUGUGAGAUUUGUGAUUCUGACGUCAUCAACAUGCACUUGAGAUGUAAAUCUGUGUUAACAAAUAAUUUUCUACCAUAUUUUAUAAAAUAAAAUUAAUUUGCUCCUUGGUA